Molecule: messenger RNA, 444 nt
Organism: Adineta steineri
Lineage: Eukaryota; Metazoa; Rotifera; Eurotatoria; Adinetida; Adinetidae
Source: the annotation of a GenBank genome assembly
AUGCCUAUUACUACCGUUAUACCACAUGAUAUUUGUCAAACUGACUAUGAUCUAUCAAUACCAUCAAUUAAUUCUCAUCAAGAUAAUAACGUGUUUGAAUACAAUUCAAAACCAACAGUAAUGACUCAUUUCAUUGAUAAUUGGAUGAUUCGAGAAAGUUUAAAGCCAUUUCAACAAAAAAGAAAUAAGUCAUCGUUACCAUCCAAACAAAAACUACAAGUUUUUCCAAACAAUUCUAAUAUUCGUCAGUGGAAUAUUAAUCAAGUAUGUUCAUUUUUCAAACAUGUUCUCGGCACGAAUUGUUAUGAAUCUAUAAUCAAAGAACAUCUUAUUGAUGGAAUAGCUCUUCUUCUUCUACAAGAUAAACAUUUAAUUCAGUUUUUUAAAAUGGAAUUAAGACAUCGAUUUAAACUAAUCAAAAGGAUUAAUGAACUUAAACGAUGA